AUGUUGACAUGUGUAAAAAACUACACUUCCCCAAUGUCGUCACGUGCGCUCCCACCUCCCAUUGGCUGGCCGCUGCAGCCGCAGCCCCAGAGAAUGAAUGAAAUUGAAAUAGCUGCUACAUUACAUGUACAAUACCGGGCUCUGCAGCGUUGCAUUCUAUCAUACUACACCAAAAUGGCCACAGCGGUACAGAACCACCUCAAAUCGCAAUCUGGAGGUGCAGUCAUCAAGAACAGUCUUGGCGAAGAGUUCUACAAGGAGGCCAUUGAGCACUGUCGCAGCUACAAUGCUCGUCUAUGUGCUGAGCGGUCCAUGCGUCUCCCCUUCCUGGACUCCCAGACAGGUGUGGCCCAAAGCAACUGUUACAUCUGGAUGGAGAAGAACCACCGUGGACCAGGUCACGCGCCAGGUCAGUUGUACACAUACCCCGCACGCUGCUGGCGCAAGAAGAGGCGGCUAAACAUCCUGGAGGACCCACGGCUCGUGCCAAUUGAGUUCAAGAUUGAUUAUGAGGCCUCUCUAAAAAAGGAGGGGGGUAUUCCGGAUGGUCCUGUGUUGGAGUCACUGCUCGCUGGGGAAACUCUGGACAAGAAGGUGGAGACAAAAGAGGAAGAGCCAAUGAGCGAGUGUCAGAAACUGCUUGUUGGAGAUUUCCCUCAUGAGCUGGAGGUGGACGAGAUGGAAGAAGAUGUGCCAAAGCGCAAGAACCGGACCAAAGCACGGGCUUAUGGGGUUGGUGGCAUGAGAAAGCGCCAAGAGCCACCUGCCAUUGAAGACAGAGACAAGCCUUAUGUCUGUGACAUAUGUGGAAAGCGCUAUAAGAACCGCCCGGGCCUGAGUUAUCAUUACACUCACACACAUCUGGCAGAUGAAGAGGGCGAGGAAGACUCAGAACGACACACACUACCCUUCCAGCGCAAGAACAACCACAAGCCCAAGAAAGCGGCUGACGGCUCGGUCAUCGCCAACGGAUACUGCGACUUUUGUCUCGGCGGCUCAAAGAAGACUGGCUGUCCCGAGGACCUUAUUUCCUGUGCGGACUGUGGACGCUCAGGCCACCCGUCCUGUUUGCAGUUCACAGUGAACAUGACAGCUGCAGUGAGGACUUAUCGCUGGCAGUGCAUCGAGUGCAAGUCCUGCAGCCUGUGUGGCACCUCUGAGAACGACGAUCAGCUGUUGUUCUGCGAUGAUUGUGACAGAGGCUACCACAUGUACUGUCUGAGCCCUCCUAUGUCAGAACCACCAGAGGGGAGCUGGAGCUGUCAUCUGUGUUUGAGACAACUGAAGGAGAAGGCCUCAGCCUACAUCACCCUCACUUAAUCUGCAGAGGGACCUUCCUCCUCUCCCAAACAUUCCCUCUGUCGCCCCCUGACUGUCUGUGCGUGCCUCGGCUGUCCCUUCUCCUUGAUUUGACUCACCUUUCACAGAAACCAACGACUCUGCAUCAAUUCUAGAACGUCUCUUCGGAGGAGAACUAACCUCUAGCGUCCAUUUGUGUCACUCACACUCCUUGCUGUUGAUGGAUGACCCCGUCCAACACCAUGACACACACACACACACACACACACACCUACACACACUUUUCUCCUCCUCUGGCUCAAACAAAUUCAUCAGCCAGCAAUAGGUUUGCUCCAAAGACACACACUCCAGCCUGCCAAGGGCACUUUGGAGCAACACUACACCACUGGAGAACCUCUUAAGAGCCCUCAGAAGAGCCCUAAUGAGCUUUGGCUGCAACUCAGUCAAGUAGUGAGUGAGAAUUAACAAGAUGGAUGGGCACGAGGCAGAGGACGUGACUUGGAAGACACUGGACAACAAUGGAGCAGUAUGUUUUAGUCGUAAAAACUGUGGAAAAUAAACUUUACCCCCUAUUAAAGUUGGCAGAGUCAACUUCCUGGAUAGGCUUUUGCUGCCCCAGGCAGUUUCCAAUAAUUGUACAGAAUUCAGACUGAUUCUAAAACUCUGCUCUUGAAGAGAGCGAAGCAUUGGAGCUUAAACCACCGCACCCUGCAUGGGAUUCUCACAGACUUUGGAAUGGAUGGUGAAGGUUCUCGUGCUUGUGUGGAGGAAUCAGCUACCAUCAAAAAGACAAUUUAGGCUUUGGAUGUCCUCACUUUCCCCUCUUGGAGAUAAUGACUGUGAACACCACCAGGCGCUCGGUGUGUAUUGUCAGUGUGUUGUUGAGAAUGUAGGAUUGCUGUGUCUGGUCUUUUUCAACAUUUAGGAUUUGUUUUUCUAUCAUGAUUUUUCAUUUGCAUGUUGUAAGUUCAAGCACCUCGGGAUCUUGUUCACGAGCAGUGAAGGCUGGAGCUCGAGAUCGACAGGCGGAUCGGUGCAGCGUCUGCGGACAUGCAGUCUCUGUAACGGACCGUCGUGGUGAAGAGAGAACUGAGCUGAAAGGCAAAGCUCUCACUUUACCGGUCGAUCUGCAUUCCUACCCUCACCUUUGGGUGGUGACCAAAAGAGCAAGAUCAUGCAUACAAGCAGCUGAAAUGGGUUUCCUCUGCAGUGUGGAUGGACUCACCCAAAGAGAUGGGGUGAGGAGCUUGGCCAUCUGAGAGGAGCCAGAUUAGGUGGCUCACACAUUUAGUCCGGAUGCUUCUUGGACGCCUCCCUGGUGAGGUCCGGUCGCAAGGAGGCACCGGGGUAGACCUCGGACACGCUGGAGGGACUAUGUCUCACAGCUGGCCUGGGAACACCUCUGUGUCCCCCCAGUGGAACUGGACGAGGUGGCUGGAGACCUGGAAGUCUGGGCUUCCCGACUGACACUUCCAGCCCCGCCACCCAGACCCGGAUAAGCGCAAGGAAGUAAAUGGCUGGAUGUUGUUGUUUUGAUUUUGAUAAUGGAACUCUAAAAGAAAGCACACUUAAUUGGCAAUCAUGUGUUUGUGAUAAGAGCUGUUUUGGCCAAAUUAGGUGUGUUUUGCGUGUCUGUGCGUGUGGAUGUGACCAGUGCAGUAGCUGUAGCUAAAGCCCCACUCAGUGGGAGUUUUGUGUGUAGGAGGGAUGUCAUUUGAAUGUGAGGAAAACCAACGUUUUCCUGUUUGUGCUUUCCAGCAGUGAUGGAGAUGAGACAAAGUCAUUGCUUUUACCAGGAAACGUCACAGGUACUGUUACGACGACUGUAUAAGUACGGGCCAGUCUCCUGAAAGGGACACCAAAAGCAUGACAGAGCAAGAAAAAUUGAAAUGAGUUAUUUUCUAACCAAUCUGCAUAAUAAUCACUUGAAUAUAUAUUGCUGUUGUCUUUAUCUAUCACGAUAACGUUUUUAAACUGACCUCAAAUUGUCACAAACAUGCUCCAAAAUAGUAUUUAACUCUGUGCGAAGCUCCACACUGUGUUCUCCAGUAACAUACGGUAUUUCACCUUCCACCAUACUUCCACGAAAGCAUGAUGGAAAAAAAAACAAAAAAAACAAAAAACAGUUCCACAAAAUUGAUAAGAAAAAACUGUACACUUCCUUGAAUCGGUUUUAGUUACAUUGUGUGCGGACUAUGCGGGUUUUGUCGGAGUGUGGUCAACGUACAUGUUUUGGAUGCAGCAACAUUUGUUUGGUGCACAGUGAGGUGUCAUACUUGGGAAAUCAAAGCAUCUAAAACGUACAGUAAGUUCUACCAUUUACAGUGUUCCAUCGCGGCUCACCUUUCACGGAUUUGCUGUUUCGCGGGUUUUUUUGUGCAAUUUUAGUGGGGUUUUUGUACUUUUUUUUUUUUUUUUUUUUACUUUUUUUGACGCUAA
Dunckerocampus dactyliophorus (ringed pipefish) is the source of this 3738-nucleotide messenger RNA. RefSeq names its product double PHD fingers 1 (gene dpf1). Lineage: Eukaryota; Metazoa; Chordata; Actinopteri; Syngnathiformes; Syngnathidae. Gene Ontology annotation, biological process: nervous system development. The record is from RefSeq and is a predicted model, not a curated record. Gene Ontology annotation, cellular component: nBAF complex. The coding region runs from base 1 to 1320 and encodes 439 amino acids. The transcript has 12 exons.